This is a messenger RNA of Engraulis encrasicolus (European anchovy), 3665 nucleotides long. RefSeq names its product poly (ADP-ribose) polymerase 1 (gene parp1). Lineage: Eukaryota; Metazoa; Chordata; Actinopteri; Clupeiformes; Engraulidae. Gene Ontology annotation, biological process: double-strand break repair; protein poly-ADP-ribosylation. Gene Ontology annotation, cellular component: nucleolus; nucleus. The coding region runs from base 105 to 3143 and encodes 1012 amino acids. Gene Ontology annotation, molecular function: DNA binding; NAD+ poly-ADP-ribosyltransferase activity; NAD binding. The transcript is spliced from 23 exons. The record is from RefSeq and is a predicted model, not a curated record.
CAGAGUGCACGCGGGCCGAUUCUACAUUGUGUGUGCUACACAAUCUCACAAGUUAGCUGCACAGUAAACAUUUGGGCAUUUUCGGUGCAAACGUUGUGGAAAAUAUGGCGGAAUCGCAGGAAGACAAGUUGUAUAAAGCCGAAUACGCGAAAAGUGGACGUGCAUCUUGUAAGAAAUGCAAAGAGAACAUUGCGAAGGAUUCCUUGAGGAUGGCUAUUAUGGUGCAGUCUCCCAUGUUUGACGGGAAGGUUCCCCACUGGCAUCACUUCUCCUGUUUUUGGCUGAGGGCUGCUGCCCAGAGCACGGCGGACAUCGCCGGCUAUAACGACCUCAGGUGGGACGACCAGGAGAAAGUCAAGAAGGCCAUCGAGAGCGGAGGAGCUACAGGUAAAGGAGACCAGAAGGGAGCAUCUAAGGGAGAGAAGACUCUCAAUGACUUUGCUGUGGAGUAUGCCAAGUCCAACAGGAGCACCUGCAAAGGCUGUGAACAGAAGAUCGAGAAGGACCAGAUACGUGUGUCCAAGAAAACGGUUGACCCAGAGAAGCCACAGCUGGGCCUGAUUGACCGCUGGUACCACACGGCCUGCUUCGUAUCACGCCGCGCGGACCUGGCCUUCAAGCCCGAGUACAGCGCCGCACAGCUCAAGGGGUUCGCGACCCUCAGAGCCGAGGACAAGGAGGAACUCAAGACCAGACUUCCCGCCGUCAAGACAGAGGGGAAAAGAAAGGGAGAUGAGCCCGAUGGAGCGGGGGAGCCGAAAAAAUUGAAGAAGGAGGAAGAGGAGAACAAGAAACUGGAGACACAGCUCAAGGAACAGUCCCAGCUGAUCUGGGGCAUCAAGGACAAGCUGAAGAAGUUCUGCUCCACCAACGACAUGAAAGAGCUGCUCAUCGCCAACGGACAGGAAGUGCCCUCUGGAGAGUCCAACAUCGUGGACUGCCUGGCGGACUGCAUGGCAUUCGGUGCUCUGAAAGAGUGUGAGGAGUGUCACGGUCAGCUGGUCUUCAAGAGCGAUGCCUACUACUGCACUGGAGAUAUCUCCGCAUGGACCAAGUGUGUAUUCAAGACACAAACGCCCAACCGCAAAGACUGGACCACACCCAAGGAGUUCCAUGAGGUGUCGUUCCUGAAGAAGUUUAAGUUUAAGCGUCAGGAUCGCAUGUACCCCAAAGAGGCCCCUCCUCCUCCUCCCACCUCUGCCACUGCAGCCUCCGCACCCAGCCACUCGGCCAAACCACUGCCAGAGGCCCCACCCGCAGAUAAGCCCCUGUCUGGUCUGAAGCUGCUGGCGGUGGGUAAGCUGAGUAAGAAUAAGGACGAGCUGAAGGCAGCAGUGGAGCAGCUCGGGGGCAAGAUCACUGGAACCGCCACUAAAGCUACACUAUGCAUCAGCACACGCAAGGAGGUUGAGAAGAUGAGUAAGAAGAUGGAGGAGGCUAAGGAGGCCGGCGUUCGAGUUGUGAGUGAAGAUUUCCUCCAGGACAUCCAGGGCUCGGGCAAGAGCCUCCAGGAGCUGCUCUCCCUCCACGGAAUCUCCCCCUGGGGGGCUGAGGUCAAACUCGAGACCCAGGCUCCAUCUGCGGCCUCCAAGUCCACCGGAGCCCCUGCAGCCAAGAGCACAGGCAGGGUGAAGGAGGAGGAAGGAAGCAGUAAGUCCAAGACCAUGAAGCUGACAGUGAAGGGAGGAGCUGCAGUGGACCCAGACUCGGGUCUUGAGAACUGUGCCCAUGUGUUGGACCAGAACGGAGCGAUCUACAGCGCCACCCUUGGUCUGGUGGACAUAGUGCGCGGAACAAACUCCUACUACAAGCUACAGCUGCUGGAGGACGACGUACAGAAAAGGUACUGGGUGUUCCGUUCGUGGGGACGAGUGGGUACCACCAUCGGGGGCAAUAAGCUUGACAAGUUCUACGAGAAGAACUCUGCGAUCGACAACUUCAGAACCGUGUACCAGGAGAAGACCGGCAACAUGUUCGGAUCCUCCUCAUUCAACAAAUACCCAAACAAGUUCUACCCACUGGAGAUAGAUUACGGACAGGAUGAGGAGGCAGUGAAGAAGUUGACUGCUAGUGCGGGCACAAAGUCCCAGCUGGCCAAACCAGUACAGGAGCUCAUAAGGACCAUAUUCGAUGUGGAGAGCAUGAAGAAAGCCAUGGUGGAGUUCGAGAUCGACCUACAGAAGAUGCCACUGGGGAAACUGAGCAAAAGACAGAUACAGAACGCCUACGCACUACUCAGCGAAGUACAACAGGCGGUGUCUGACAGUGCGUCUGAGUCCACCAUUUUGGAUCUCUCCAAUCGCUUCUACACGCUGAUCCCCCACGACUUCGGCAUGAAGAAACCCCCACUGCUGAGCAACCUAGACUACAUCCAGGCUAAGGUGCAGAUGCUGGAUAACCUGUUGGAUAUCGAGGUGGCCUACAGUCUAUUGAGGGGCGGAGCUGAGGAUAACAGGAAGGACCCAAUAGACAUCAACUACGAGAAACUAAACACACAAAUAGAGGUGGUUGACAAGUCCACACAUGAAGCUCAAGUCAUCUUGGAUUAUGUGAAGAACACACACGCUGCUACACACAACACCUACACACUGGAGGUGGAGGAGAUCUUCAAGGUGGUGCGUGAUGGUGAGUAUCAGCGUUUCCGUCCGUUUGAGGAGCUUCAUAACCGGCAGCUGCUGUGGCACGGCUCCCGCGCUACCAACUACGCUGGCAUCCUGUCACAAGGGUUACGCAUCGCACCCCCCGAGGCACCCGUGACGGGUUACAUGUUUGGUAAAGGUGUAUAUUUCGCUGACAUGGUGUCCAAGAGUGCCAACUACUGUCACACGUCACAGUCCAACCCUGUGGGACUCAUACUGCUCGCAGACGUCGCUCUGGGUAACAUGCACGAAUUGAAGAAGGCCUCUCACAUCACUAAGCUACCCAAGGGCAAACACAGUGUUAAAGGUGUGGGCCGCACGGCUCCUGACCCCAGUGCUACAGUGAAGCUGGAUGGAGUAGAAGUCCCCCUGGGUAAAGGCACCAACACCAACAUUGACGACACCAGCCUGCUGUACAACGAGUACAUUGUAUACGACGUGGCGCAGGUGAACCUGAAAUACCUGCUGAAGAUCCGCUUCAACUACCAGACCUCCCUCUGGUAAGGGGGUACCUGACGCCUGACCUCUGAGCUGAACUUUUUUACCUCCACACAGUCUCUCCCAGGACAUGACCACUCACACAGCGCCCCCUACACCCCAAGACUACACACACACACGCACGUUCUGCUUCAUCCUCUGUUUUACUGUGUAUGUGGCUUAUAGGCCUGCUACUCGUUUUGGGUUUGCAUAGCUCACCACUGGUGACCGCUGGAAGUCCUACACCCCCACACAAACACACAGGCUCUAGUGUGUGUCUGAACCACCCCUAUUUCUGCAAGUCCAGUGUGUCAUGAGACACGCUAGUUUUCAUUCCCCAAACGGUUCUCUGGGUGAGAAGAGCUGCUCACCCCAAGAAUGGGACCUACCUGACACACACACACACACACACACACACACACACUUCUCCCAUCUCCCAGAGACUAGAGUCUUCCAUUGCAUUGGUCUUCCAUCCAGACUCGCUUCAGAGGUUACCGUAAAACCUAGCAACAGUUUCCGGUAACGCUUUAGAAUAAGGUUCUUCUAAUA